Lolium rigidum is the source of this 1134-nucleotide messenger RNA. Its product is annotated as LOB domain-containing protein 6-like. The coding region runs from base 1 to 774 and encodes 257 amino acids. The transcript has 3 exons. The record is from RefSeq and is a predicted model, not a curated record. NCBI's taxonomy places the organism in Eukaryota, Viridiplantae, Streptophyta, Magnoliopsida, Poales, Poaceae.
AUGGCCUCCUCGUCGGCGUCUUCGCUGCCAGGCUCCGUCAUCACCGUGGCCUCGUCGGCGGCGGCGCUCGGCGCCGCCAGCUCUGGGGCGGCCGUCACGGGCUCGCCGUGCGCGGCCUGCAAGUUCCUCCGUCGCAAGUGCCAGCCUGACUGCGUGUUCGCGCCCUACUUCCCGCCGGACAACCCUCAGAAGUUCGUUCACGUGCACCGCGUCUUCGGCGCCAGCAACGUCACCAAGCUCCUCAACGAGCUGAACCCGUACCAGCGGGAGGACGCCGUGAACUCGCUCGCAUACGAGGCUGACAUGCGCCUCCGCGAUCCCGUCUACGGCUGCGUCGGCGUCAUCUCCGUCCUCCAGCACCAGCUCCGCCAGCUCCAGCAGGACCUCACUCGCGCCCGCUACGAACUCUCAAAGUACCAGGCAGCUGCGGCGGCGGCAGUUUCGGCGUGCAACGGGGCACCGGCGAUGGCGGAUUUCAUAGGAAACGCGGUGCCCAACUGCACGCAGAACUUCAUCAACAUCAGCCACUCCACGGCGAUCGGCGCGGGCGUUGGUGGCUUCGGGCACGACCAGUUCGCCGCCGUGCAGAUGCUGGCGAGAUACGAGGGGGAGGGCGCCAUCGCCAGGCUCAGCGUCAACGGCGGGUACGACUUCGGGUACUCGUCGGCCAUGGGCGCCGUCGGGCCGGUGUCCGGCCUCGGGCCGCUAGGCGGCGGGCCGUUCUUGAAACCUGGCACGGCCGGCGGGGACGAGCGGCACGCCGCCGGGCAGUAGCGGCGCAUUCGAUUCAUCCAUAUCUUUCGCGGCAGAUAAUAUCAUUUGAGGAGGGUACCACCAAGAACUGAAGACUAAACUGGUGAAACAUCCUGAAGAUCAUUCAUGCAUGUCGAUCUACUACUCUAUCUUACUACGUGCAGAACAAAAGGAGUUCUUGAGUUAAAUUAGCACCUUGUUUGAUUUGUUUGGUGUCCUACUUUUCUCUUUUGUUCCAUCCAUAAAGUCGAACCAUAUAUGUAUCCUGAUUCCCCAGCAGCUGGGAUUUGUUUGUGUGUGUGUGUCAGUGUGUGUUGUUUGCUCCAUAAUAUGUAAUGCUUCUUUAUUGUCACAGAUGGUGUCCAUUACUUAAUUUUACUA